Verticillium alfalfae VaMs.102 is the source of this 1422-nucleotide messenger RNA. RefSeq names its product cytochrome P450 52E1. Gene Ontology annotation, molecular function: heme binding; monooxygenase activity; oxidoreductase activity, acting on paired donors, with incorporation or reduction of molecular oxygen. Bases 1 to 1422 code for a protein of 473 amino acids. Lineage: Eukaryota; Fungi; Ascomycota; Sordariomycetes; Glomerellales; Plectosphaerellaceae. The transcript is spliced from 4 exons. The record is from RefSeq and is a predicted model, not a curated record.
AUGACCCAGUACAGCAAGGCCAGGUAUUUGUCCAAGAUGCGCUCCCAGAGCUGCCUCCCUGCACCUGUAUACCCCCAUUCUGACCCGAUACUGGGGCUUGAUUGGUUACGACUCUCGCUCAAGGCCAUGAAGGGCAACGUGCUCCUGGAGCACUGGCAGAGCACCUUCAAGCGCGUCGGGAACACGUUCUGGGUCAAGGCGCUCGGCAAAUGGGUUCUCAUGACAAACGAGCCGGAGAACCUCAAGGCAAUUCUCGCGUCGUCCUUCGACGACUGGGUCGUCGCUGGCCCACGACUCGACGCUGUCCUGCCCAUCCUCGGCCCUCAUGCCAUCUUUUCGGCCAACGGUGCGCUCUGGCACGAUGCUCGAGCCACUAUGCGCCCCAGCUUCGUCCGGAACCAGAUAGCCGAUUUGGCAUGCUUCAGGAAACAUGUCAAUCGCUUCCUCGACAAGAUUCCCAAAGAUGGUCAAAGGGUGGAGUUGCAGGAUCUCUUGUACAGGAUGACCAUGGACUCUGCCACCGAAUUCAUGUUCGGACACUCGACAAACACGCUCACGAAUCCCUCGGCAGAAGCCGUCGAGUUCUUUAAGAUGUUCGACUACGUCAACGCCCGCUCGGCGAACCGCGCUCGCCUCGGCGUCAUGGCCUUCCUGGAUAGGGAUAAAAAGUUUGACGAAGGCCUGCGCUUCGUGCACCGCUUUGUCGAUGAAUACGUGGAGAAGGUGCAAGCUGAGAAGCGAGCCCCUGAACGCAGCUACGUCUUCCUCAAUGAGAUGGUCGACUCUGGACGGGAUCCUCAGUACAUUCGGUCACAGCUUCUUGCCCUUAUCCUUGCUGGCCGAGACACGACCGCCGGUAUCUUGGCAUCGCUGCUAUGGGUCCUUGCCAGGCGCCCUGAUAUCGUUGUGACCUUGAGGACCGAAAUUGACAGCCUAGGUGGUGCCGAGAUCACGUGGGAGACCCUGAAGCAAAUGAAGUACCUGAACAUGGUAAUGAAAGAAGCUCUUCGUCUAUUUCCUCCUGUCGCAAGCCUCUCCCGCUCUGCCGCGAGGGAUACCGUCCUCCCUGUGGGCGGCGGACCCGAUGGAAAGUCGCCGGUGUUCGUCCCUAAGGGAAAUGCCGUGCGGUGGUCUUUCUUCGCCAUCCAGCGCAGAGAGGACAUAUUUGGCCCAGACGCCGAGGAAUUCCGCCCAGAGCGGUGGAGCGAACUACGCGUCUCGUGGGAAUAUAUCCCGUUCUCUGGUGGACCAAGGGUUUGCAUCGGACAACAGUUUGCGCUCACACAGAUGGGCUACUUCCUCGUGAGGCUUUUCCAGACAUUUGGUGGCAUCGAAGCCAGAGAUGAUCGGCCCAUGCUGCAGGGCAUGACGAUUACGACUAAGUUAGCCAAUGAUCUCUGGGUGGGCUUGAAGAGGGUUUGA